Messenger RNA from Petromyzon marinus (sea lamprey), 1736 nucleotides. RefSeq names its product dual adaptor of phosphotyrosine and 3-phosphoinositides 1 (gene DAPP1). Lineage: Eukaryota; Metazoa; Chordata; Hyperoartia; Petromyzontiformes; Petromyzontidae. The record is from RefSeq and is a predicted model, not a curated record.
UUUAAAAUCCUCGUAACCAUCACCAUGACCAUUAUCAUCACAAUCAGCUGACCGCACAGGUGGUAGCGGGGAGGGGUUGAGUGGGGGGGCAUCCACUGGCGACCAAUCGCCUCGGACACGCGCUCGGCCGUGCACACGCCCAGUCUGAAGUCCGCGUGGACCCAAGCGAGAGAGCGAGAGAGAGAGACCUCAACCACCUCCCUCCCUGCCCUCGCACAGCCACCUCCAACACUGCACGGCGCCACUUCCCGCCGCUGCCGUCGCUGUUGCUGCUGCUGCUCCUGCUGCUGUUCCUGCUGCUACUGCUGCUGUUGUUGCUGCUUUUUUUCUGGAGCAGUGGUGGCGUCGUGAGUCGCGCCUUGUCCGUCUGGACGCGACCCCGAGCGAGCCACCACUCCUCACGCUCGGCGGCGCCAUGGGGAGGAGAUGCGCGGUGUAACGCCGAGGCGAGUAGACGAAGGAGGAGGGGCGAGGCGAGGACACGAUGGGAACCAGUGUGGAAAAGGAGCUGUCCACCUUCCAGUGGUACCACGGCACCAUGUCUCGCCACGUGGCCGAGGCGAUGCUGAUGCAGAACGGGCAGGAAGGGAGCUACCUGUUCAGGCGGGGGCUGGACGGACAGUUCGUGUUGGCGGCCAGGUCCAAGGACUCGGUGAGGAAUUUCCAGGUGAGCUGGAGCGAGACUCGGGGCUUCUCCUUCGGCUUCACCAUCUUCCCCACGGUCAAGGAGUUCGCCGAUCACCUCGCCAACGAACCCAUCCUGGGCAGUGAGACCGGGGGCCUGAUUAGCCUCCGGUUCCCGUUCCCGCGGGAGGUGGCGGAACCUUCCUUCUACGACCCCAUCAUCGUUCACACGGCGAUGCGCUCGGGUCGCACCAUCGAUGACGUCCCCACAUACGCCUCCUCCGUGGGGACGAAGGAGGGAUUCCUCAACAAACAGGGCAACCGCGUCAAGACGUGGAAGCGCCGCUGGUUCACGCUGCAGAGGAACGAGCUCAAGUACUUCAAGGACAGGAAGGACACGGAGCCAAUCAAAGCCCUGGACCUGAGCCGGUGCACGGCAGUGCAGUUCGACUACAGCCGGGAGAAGGUGAACUGCUUCUGCCUCGUGUUCCCGGAGAGGACUUUCUUCCUGUGCGCCAAGAACGCGUUGGAGGCUGACGAGUGGAUCAAGCUCCUGCGCUGGAAGAUGAAUCAAGAACAGAAACAAAGAUUGCUGCGGAAAAACAAAACCAUGGCUGUAGGCGAACAUCUGGGAAGGUGAACAUCUGACCUGGUGAAAAUCUUUGUAGGUGAACACCCGGGUCAGCGAUCACCUGGACAGAACAUCCGAGGUGUUGAACACCAGGGCAGAUGAACGCCUGGACAGAUGAACACUUCCCCGCCAUGCCUUCGGGGAGACGAUUCACCACGGGGAGGGGGACGAAGGGGAUUAGGGAACCCCCUUAGGGGUCUGCUUGGAGUGGCGCCGACCUCGGGGGACUCGACUGCUCUGGACCUGGCCGCGGACCCUCAACCCCACGGGUUGGACUCCCUGUCGGGGCCAAGCCUGUUUUCGCGUCGAUAGUUUUGUUGUUAGUGUGUGUGUUUCCACUCGCGGUCGGGUCCGCUGGCGAGCGGUAGCUCCCGUAGCCACACAGCACUCCACAGCUACUGCACACACAGCACGCCACAUCUACUGCACACACAGCACGCCACACCUACUGCACACACAGCACGCCACACCUACUGCACAC